AGAUUAUUUUGAGGUCUGCCCAUCACAGCUGCUGUCUUUGCAGGAGCAGGCUUCCCUUCACUCCUCUUCUGUCUACUUCACUGCUGCUGCUGUGUCUAUAAGAAUGGAGACCUGUAGCCAACCUGCAGAGGAACAGACCCUUAACAGUGACCCUACUCUGGAUGUUACCCCUGAUCUCACUGAGGACCUGAAUAAGCAAUUAGAGGAACUUAUCAGUUAUUAUGAGGCAGCUGAGAAGCAGGAUGAGAAUGAUGAGAUGGAGGAAGAGGGCGUCACAGAAAUGAAAGAGUCUAGAAAAGCCAAGGACCCUAGACUAGAAAAGAAAAUGUUAAAAAGCCUUGGGAAGGAGGCCAUGCUCCUUAUGCAAAGCCUAAACAAGCUUGGUAGUCCUGAGCAGAAACUGGAAGCUCUUAUAAAAAAGCACGCAGAGCUGCUGGAGGAGUACCGCUCAGAUCAUAAGCAGUUGAAGAUGCUACAGAAAAAACUGCUGCAGGUUAUGAAGGAGAAAGAUCAGCUGCAGAGUGAGCACAGUAGAGCAGUGCUGGCACGGAGUAAACUUGAGGGGCUUUGCAGAGAGCUGCAGAGACACAACAAGACACUCAAGGAGGAGACCCUUCAGCGAUGCCGUGAGGAUGAUUUGAAGAGGAAGGAGAUCACUACUCACUUUCAGAACACACUUGCAGACAUCCAGACCCAAAUUGAGGAGCACAGCAACCGCAACAACAAACUGUGCCAGGAGAACAGUGACUUGGCAGAGAAACUCAAAGGCCUUAUUGCUAAAUAUGACCAGCGAGAGGCGAACCUUGAGAAAGUCUUCAAGCACAGAGACCUACAACAGAAACUGUUGGAGACCAAACUUGCUCAGGCAAAUGCAGUGCUGAAAGAUGCUCAAGAGAAGCACAAGCUGGAGAGAGCACAUUUACUGAAGCAAACUGCUGAAGCCAAACUACAAGUGACACUCAUGAAAGAGCAAGAAACUGACAUGAAGGCCCAGCUUUCUGUGUAUUCUGAGAAGUUUGAAGAAUUUAAAGGAGCUGUGUCAAAUAGCAGUGGAGUUUAUUCCAGCUUCAAGCAAGACAUAGAUAAAAUGGCAAAAAAGAUGAAGAAGCUAGAAAAGGAGGCCAGUUCAUGGAAGUCACGCUUUGAUGGCUGCAAUAAAACUCUUCUUGAAAUGGUUGCAGAUAAAGCAGUGAAGGAAAAAGAGUUUGAGCUUUUCACUUUAAAAAUACAAAAGUUGGAGAAUCUCUGCAGAGCAUUACAGGAAGAGAGAAAGAGCCUCUACCAGAAACUGCAAGAAAACCAACCACCUGGAGCUGCAGAAGACAAAGCAACAAAAGUGGACGUAGCAGAAGAAAUAAAAGACAUGCAUCAGGCAGCAGAGAAGCAUGAAGAAGCACUAACUGAACCCUCUGGCACUGCAACACAUCUUACUAAAGAGCUAGAGAAUCUGAAGCUGGAAAAGUGCAGACUUGAGGAGGUGGCAAAAACGUUUAAAAUUUCUCAUGUUCACGAGCAGGCAGAUCUCCCAGUAGAAGGUAGUGAGGUUUUAGAACACUCUCAGAGCUUAGAAGAGUCUCAAGAAACUGCAGAGAAUCACCUUGAGGAAGAGAUUAUGCCAUCCACAGAAACACUGUCUGAUAAAAAUCAAGAGAUUAGAGACAAAGAGAUGGAAACUGUUGACUAGAAUUCUUGACAAUUACUUAAAAACUUUCGUCUUUUAUUACUUACAAAAGAAGUUGUCAUAUUUUAACAAAUAAAAUGUUGCCCACUUGACUACAAAUAAA
This is a messenger RNA of Clarias gariepinus (North African catfish), 1784 nucleotides long. It is a transcript of the gene txlnbb, whose product is annotated as taxilin beta b. Bases 104 to 1684 code for a protein of 526 amino acids. NCBI's taxonomy places the organism in Eukaryota, Metazoa, Chordata, Actinopteri, Siluriformes, Clariidae. The record is from RefSeq and is a predicted model, not a curated record. Gene Ontology annotation, molecular function: syntaxin binding. The transcript has 10 exons.